Molecule: messenger RNA, 1971 nt
Organism: Punica granatum (pomegranate)
Lineage: Eukaryota; Viridiplantae; Streptophyta; Magnoliopsida; Myrtales; Lythraceae
Source: RefSeq, a predicted model, not a curated record
ACAUAUCCUCACUUCCUCCAUCGACAGGGAGAGAAGAAGCUCCUUUGUGAAGCUGAAGAACAUCACACAGCCGAAUCGAUCUCUCCCCUUCCUCUUCUCGUUUCUCUCCGCGGAGACUGAGAUCACAUCCGAGUCGCGAUCAUGGGCUACGAGGAUGAUCCGUACCGUGACGAGGAUGGCGAGCCGCUGAUGGACUACGACGACAUGCCUUCCGAUCGGGAGCCGACGCCGGAGCCCCAACCUCAGCCCGAUCACUUCCUGGACGAUAAUCUUGAGGAUGAUAUCGGGGAAGAGGACAAUUGGAGGGGCCGUGACCGGUCGCAGACUCCGGCCUACGACACUGAUCCGUCGGCGUCCAAAUCAAAGCCCAGGAAGAGGCUGAUCAAGAAGAACGUGGAGGCUGAUGAGGGCGGUGGUGCAAGCUUCCGCGACUUUGAGGACGAGAGCGAGGGUUAUGGAGGCAUUGGUGGGGCGGAGCAGUUUGCGAGGGAAGGAUCAGAGGAGGAGAGAAGGAUUAAGAGGAAGAAAUCAAUGGAAGCGGCGGCUGGAAAGAAGGAGAAGAGACACAAGAGUGGGGGUGAAAAGAAGUCUGGGUCCAAAUCGGGGUUCUUGAAGAGGGGAAUGGGCAGCUCGGGUAAAGUUUCAAGGGACCGCGAUGGCGAGGUUAAGGAGAUGUGGGACACCAUUGCCGGCGGUGACUCUGAGGAUGAUCAGGACGGUUUAAGGACGGUGGAUGAUGAUCACUUCAUAGAUGAUAGUGGUGUUGAUCCCGCGGAUCGUUAUGGAAGUGAUAAUGAACCCCGUUCUCCUAGCAGUUAUCCUCAGGCAGAGGAGGGUGAAGAGGAUGACGAAAUCAAGGAGCUUUUUAAAAUGGGCAAGAAAAAAAAGAAAAAUGAGAAAAGUCCUGCAGAACUUGCUUUGCUUGUUGAGAAUAUAAUGGCUGAGCUCGAGGUCACAGCUGAAGAAGAUGCUGAGCUAAAUAGGCAGGGGAAACCUGCUAUUAAUAAACUAAAGAAGUUGCCUCUUCUGCAGGAGGUUCUCUCCAAAAAGCAGCUGCAGCAGGAGUUCCUAGAUCAUGGAGUAUUAACACUUUUAAAGAAUUGGCUAGAGCCUCUUCCAGAUGGCAGCUUGCCGAAUAUAAACAUUCGUGCAGCAAUUUUGAGGAUUUUAUUUGAUUUUCCAAUUGAUCUAGAGCAAUAUGAUCGAAGGGAACAGCUAAAGAAGAGUGGCCUCGGAAAGGUUAUCAUGUUCUUGUCAAAAUCGGAUGAAGAAACCACAGCCAACAGGAAACUUGCCAAGGAUUUGGUUGAUAAAUGGAGUCGCCCAAUAUUCAAUAAGAGUACGAGGUUUGAGGACAUGAGGAAUGUUGAAGAUGAGAGGGUUCCUUACCGAAGGCCAUCUGUUAAAAACAGGCCUGCAAACAAAGGUGCUGGGAUGGAAUCAACAGAUGGUGAUGAUGUUGAGAUGUUCUCACAGGAAAGAAAAUCGAGCCAAUCAUCUUCGAGGCUACAUGCUUCAGUCCCUGAGGCUACACCUCUGGAUUUUGUGGUACGGCCACAGUCUAAGAUUGACCCAGAACUGAUGAGAGCCCGGUUGAAGCAAACUAACCCCGACCAACGGCGCUCAAAGAUGAACAAAAAGCUACAGCAGUUGAAAGCACCGAAAAAGAAGAAUCUUCAGGCAACUAAGCUUAGUGUGGAGGGUCGUGGCAUGCUCAAAUAUCUGUAGAUCCCAAUGCAUCGUAACUCUUCUGGUGGAGUUGGCACUCAAUAACUUGGGAAGUCGUAUUUGUAUUUCUAUCUACAAUUUUUUAGAUGCCAACUUAUUGGUCCGGUUUCAACUGAAGGAAGUCACCCGGCCUUGAGUCUUUGUUUUCUUCGGUGAUUGUAAAACGAAGUUUGACAAUGAAUAUUUAUUGCUGAAUUUGAAUCUCACUGAAAGUGAAGAUACGAAGAGAUUGAUCGCUGUCCA